This is a messenger RNA of Diaporthe citri, 642 nucleotides long. RefSeq lists its product as uncharacterized. Gene Ontology annotation, molecular function: carbohydrate:proton symporter activity. Gene Ontology annotation, cellular component: membrane. Bases 1 to 642 code for a protein of 213 amino acids. The transcript has a single exon. The record is from RefSeq and is a predicted model, not a curated record. Gene Ontology annotation, biological process: carbohydrate transport; transmembrane transport. NCBI's taxonomy places the organism in Eukaryota, Fungi, Ascomycota, Sordariomycetes, Diaporthales, Diaporthaceae.
AUGCCCGACAACAAGACGAGCACCCUUACCGAUCACCUCGAGGACGGCUUCACCCACGAGCAGUCCACGGCCACCAUCAGCUAUGACAACAAGGGCAUCAGCGGCAUCAUAAGGUCGCCUUAUGUCUUUGGUGCGGCCCUCCUGGCUUCCUUCGGCGGCUUCUCCUUCGGCUACAACCAAGGCGUCGUCUCUCUCAUCCUCACACUGCCACAGUUCCACGCAGUGUUCCCCGAGGUAGCCCCCGGCCACGCCCGCUAUGGCUUCAACACGGGCUUCAUGACCGGCAUGCUCGAGUUCGGCGCCUUCGUCGGCUGCACAUUCUUCCCCAUGCUGGCAGGCCGCUUCUCCAGGAAAUGGGGCCUCGCAGUAGCAACAGUGUUCUUCUGCGUAGGCGCCAUUAUCCAGACCGCCUCGCACAACUACGGCACCCUCGUCGCGGGCCGCACCAUCGGCGGCGUGGGCGUCGGCACCCUCGGCAUGGGCGCGCCCCUGCACAUCUCCGAGGUCGCGCCGCCCAACCUGCGGGGGUCGCCCCUCGUCCUCGAGGCCAUCUCCAUCGUCGUCGGCGCCAUCAUCGCGUACUGGAUCACGUACGGCACCCGCGAGAUCGCCGGCGAGUGGGCAAGCGUGCGAAGGGUGUAG